Molecule: messenger RNA, 492 nt
Organism: Saccostrea cuccullata (small rock oyster)
Lineage: Eukaryota; Metazoa; Mollusca; Bivalvia; Ostreida; Ostreidae
Exons: 2
Coding region: 1-468 (155 amino acids)
Source: RefSeq, a predicted model, not a curated record
AUGUACCUGGUCAGAGCAAAAAGUCUUUUGAAUAUUUGUUGGUUGGUCCAUCAAGGUUCCAUCUGGGUCCAUCAAGGCUCCGUCCAGGUCCAUCAGGGUUCCAUCUGGGUCCAUCAAGGCUCCGUCCGGGUCCAUCAGGGUUCCAUCUGGGUCCAUCAAGGGUUCCAUCUGGGUCCAUCAAGGCUCCGUCUGGGUCCAUCAAGGCUCCGUCCAGGUCCAUCAGGGUUCCAUCUGGGUCCAUCAAGGCUCCGUCCAGGUCCAUCAAAGCUCUCUCCAGGUUCAUUCAAGGCUCCUUCCGGGUCCAUCAAAGUUCCAUCUGGGUCCAUCAAGGUUCUUUCUGGGUCCAUCAAGGAUCCAUCUGGGUCCAUCAAGGCUCCGUCUUGGUCCAUCAAGGUUCCUUCUGGGUGCAGCAAACUUGUCUUCCUCUUCAGACUGAGUAAACCCUCUUCAGAUUUAGUAAUUGAAUAGUCAUCAGGCUUCAAUCAUCUUCUU